AUGCGUGGUCAAGGGUAUGAUGGUGCUAACAAUAUGUGUGGUGAAUGGAAUGGACUUCAAGCUUUAUUUCUUAAAGAUUGCCCAUAUGCAUAUUAUGUACAUUGCUUUGCACAUCGUCUGCAAUUGGCCUUAAUUGCUACAACAAAAGAUGAGCCUACUGUUUGGCAAUUUUUUUCUCACUUGAGUUGUAUUGUCAAUCUUGUUGCUUCUUCUCCAAAUCGUCUUGGUGAGUUAAAAUCUUUUCAUAGGAGUGAGGUUGAAAAUAUGUUGAGCGUCAAUCUGUUGUUGAAAGUCUCAAGAAGAGUACAAAUCAACAAAUUCACGGGCAAGCUAAUGAAAACUCAAGACAUCUUAAAUGCGAUGAAAUUAGUCUCCACAACAAAAGCUCUACUUCAAAAACUUAGACAAGAUGAUUGGGAUAUUUUUCUUGCAAAUGUGGUGUCAUUUUGCAAUCGGCAUAACAUUGCAGUGCGUGAUAUGAGUUCUCCUUAUAAAGAAGAGAAAUUUUAUCCCCAAGAUUUCACUUCUCAGGACAUCCAUGCUUUGAAAUUUUCUACACCGACUACGGCAAGAGCAUUUUCGGGUCUGAAGCAUGCUAAAACUACCAUUCAUAAUACAAUAGGGGAUGAGUUUCUUGCCGAUUGCCUGUCUCUCUACCUUGAACGAGACCUUACUUUGAAAAUUGAUUUAGAUUCUAUAAUUGAUGAAUUCAAAUCUUUAAAGACUCAUCGACCACAACUUUGUUAG
Messenger RNA from Camellia sinensis, 747 nucleotides. The record is from RefSeq and is a predicted model, not a curated record. NCBI's taxonomy places the organism in Eukaryota, Viridiplantae, Streptophyta, Magnoliopsida, Ericales, Theaceae.